GUCUUGAAAUCCAGUUUGGGGCAGAUGAUGACUAUAGUAAAAGUCAGCUCAGACAUUAAACUCAAACGGCGUUGCCUUGACUACGGGGAGUGCCGGGGGCUUUCUCGGUCAUUACGUCACCACGGCACAUGCGCACUGGUGGGCAGCAGUGGGAUCCUCCUAAACAGUAGCUGCGGUGACGACAUAGAUGCGAGUGACUUUGUCAUCAGAUUUAACCUAAGCCCACAAGAAGGCUACACCACAGACGUGGGAAAGAAGUCUUCAAUGAUGGUUCUCAAUACUAUCAUGUCUCUAAGGAUCUACGAAUUCCUCCAAGGAGCAGGGGAAGGAAAACUUAAGGAAAAGGAUAUUCAGAAAGCCAACAAUACGAUAUUGUUCUUUCCAAAGUCGACCACACAUCAUUUACAACGCGGCAAAAGCUUUGAACAGAUGCUGCGCAGACAGGGACUGAAUGUUGUUGUCGUCAUGGGGGUAACCGCCUUUCACAAUGACGAGAUGCGUCGUCAGGCCUGGGAUGUUCUGGACAAGCAUCACAACAGUGACGACAGACCGUCGACAGGUCUACUGCUAGUGGAAGUCGCCAUCACCUUCUGUGACCGCAUCCAAGUGUACGGCUUCUACCCGUUUGCGCGCGAUCAGCAAAACCGCACCGUCCCCUACCACUACUGGGAUGACGUCACGUCCGUCAACAGUGUUCUAAAGCGGAAGCACACGCACAACUUUGCCGCUGAGUUUGAAAUUCUCCGAACCCUCCACAAUAAUGGAGUCAUUGAGCACAGAAUAGGUCAUUGUUAGUUAAGUUUACAGAAGGAAAGCAUUGUUUUUUCUCUGUUUACCGAAGGAAAACAUUGUUUUUUCUCUGUUUUUACUCUGUUUCUUCUUCUUCCGUUUCAAACAAUGACCUGGGCAAUGACGUCCUGAACCAGACCGUC
This is a messenger RNA of Branchiostoma belcheri (Belcher's lancelet), 932 nucleotides long. Its product is annotated as alpha-2,8-sialyltransferase 8B-like. Gene Ontology annotation, molecular function: alpha-N-acetylneuraminate alpha-2,8-sialyltransferase activity. The transcript is spliced from 4 exons. NCBI's taxonomy places the organism in Eukaryota, Metazoa, Chordata, Leptocardii, Amphioxiformes, Branchiostomatidae. Bases 25 to 795 code for a protein of 256 amino acids. The record is from RefSeq and is a predicted model, not a curated record. Gene Ontology annotation, biological process: oligosaccharide metabolic process; N-glycan processing.